Molecule: messenger RNA, 2015 nt
Organism: Pungitius pungitius (ninespine stickleback)
Lineage: Eukaryota; Metazoa; Chordata; Actinopteri; Perciformes; Gasterosteidae
Gene: fads2
Product: fatty acid desaturase 2
Exons: 12
Coding region: 254-1591 (445 amino acids)
Biological process (GO): lipid metabolic process
Cellular component (GO): membrane
Molecular function (GO): oxidoreductase activity, acting on paired donors, with oxidation of a pair of donors resulting in the reduction of molecular oxygen to two molecules of water
Source: RefSeq, a predicted model, not a curated record
GGCCCAGAAACCCUCGAAUGAUCGGCUCGGAAUUUGUACCGUGAGUGGGUGAAUGAGUGCAUGAACAUUUCAGGGAAGAAGAAGAGGAAAGGAUGCAGUUAUUUUGCUGAUGUUCCCUGAAUGAAAGCGUGAUUUAAUAAAAGUGACCCGUUGUGUUGUGGAGCGUGAAGCCCGGCCAGAGUUCCCACAACCUGGAUUCUGUGUCAGAGUUUGAGGCCGAGCAGGUGGAACCAGGCCAGUGACAGCAGCCACGAUGGGAGGCGGAGGCCAGGUGACGGAGCCCGGAGAGCUGGUCAGCGGGCGGGCAGGUGGCGUGUACACUUGGCAGGAGGUGCAGAGCCACUGCAGCAGGAGCGACCAGUGGCUGGUGAUCGAUCGGAAGGUGUACAACAUUACCCAGUGGGCCAAAAGGCACCCGGGGGGGAUCCGGGUCAUCAGCCACUACGCCGGAGAGGACGCCACGGAGGCGUUCACUGCUUUUCAUCCCGAUCUAAAGUGUGUGCAAAAGUUUCUGAAGCCUCUGCUGAUUGGAGAGCUGGCAGCGACCGAGCCCAGCCACGACCGGAACAAAAGCGCGACCAUCAUUCAGGAUUUCCACGCGUUACGUACCAAGGUGGAGAGCGAGGGUCUGUUCCGAGCUCGGCCCUGGUUCUUCUGCCUCCACCUGGGUCACAUCCUGCUGCUGGAGGCCCUGGCCUGGCUGAUCGUCUGGGUCUGGGGAACCAGCUGGACGCUGACCCUUCUCUGCGCCGUCCUGCUGGCCACCGCUCAGCUGCAGGCCGGGUGGCUGCAGCACGACUUUGGUCAUCUUUCUGUCUUCAAGAGGUCCAGCUGGAAUCACAUGUUGCACAAGUUUACCAUCGGCCAUUUAAAGGGAGCAUCUGCCAACUGGUGGAAUCACAGGCAUUACCAGCAUCACGCCAAGCCCAACAUCUUCAGCAAGGACCCCGACGUCAACAUGUUGCACGUCUUCGUAAUUGGUGAAACUCAACCGGUGGAGUACGGCAUAAAAAAGAUAAAAUACAUGCCCUACCACCGCCAACACCAGUACUUCUUUCUGGUUGGACCGCCGCUUCUCAUUCCAAUUUACUUCCACAUUCAGAUCAUUCGCACCAUGAUUUCCCGCCACGACUGGGUGGAUCUGGCUUGGUCUGUGUCCUACUACCUGCGCUACUUUUGCUGUUCUAUCCCCCUGUAUGGCCUGUUCGGCUCAGUGCUGCUCAUCAGCUUCGUCAGGUUUUUGGAGAGCCACGGUUUUGUGUGGGUGACUCAAAUGAAUCAUCUGCCCAUGAACAUCGACCACGAGAAGCACCAGGACUGGCUGUCCAUGCAGUUACUCGCCACCUGUAAUAUCGAGGAGUCCCCCUUCAACGACUGGUUCAGUGGACACCUCAACUUCCAAAUCGAACACCAUUUGUUUCCCACGAUGCCGCGCCACAACUACCACCUGGUGGCCCCGCGGGUCCGCGCUCUGUGUGAGAAACACGGCGUCCCGUACCAGGUGAAGACAAUGUGGCGAGGCCUCGCUGAUGUCUUCAGGUCACUGAAAAACUCCGGCGACCUCUGGCUUGACGCAUAUCUCCAUAAAUGACAACUUUAAUCCUCUGCUCUGCACCUCCAAGGAGUGACCCUUUUAUCCCCUUCUGCAUCAUACAUUGAUUGUAUCUGUUCAGUUUUAUAAUCCAGUCGAUAGUGUGGGAACAAUCUUUUCUCAGUCUUGGUGUUAUAGUUGUGGGCUUUUUUCAGAUUCUCUGCCAUGUUUUUAGUGCUGACAAGAUUUCUCUGAAUUGCCUUUCUUCAACAACAGUAGUAUGGCUUUAGAGAUACAAUUGAAAAACUGAUUGUAAGGUAUUUAAAGGGAUCUUUUUUUAAUAACUAUAAUGUGAAGCAGAACAAUAAAAUGAGACAAUUACACGGAACAAUUAAAACUCCUGUAAUUGAGGAUGAAUUAGUUACUGCAUUUCUUUACUCUUGUUCUUAUCUUAGUAAUCAAUAAAGCCAAUGUAUUGACUGUU